AUGAGUACAGUCAAUUCACAGUUAAAUCAUGAAUCAUUUGGCGGGAAGGUUAUCAUAUUUGGUGGUGACUUUAGACAAGUUCCUCUAGUUGUUCCAAAAGGUAGGCAAGAGGAUGUUCAAAUAGUUGAUACAUUAGAUGCAGAUAUUCGUAAGGAGUUUGCUGAAUGGUUAUUAAAGAUUGGUGAAGGACAUAUCCCUGAAAUUACACAUGAUAGCGGCUAUAUUUCCUUACCAUCAGAUAUCAUACUUAAAAAUAACAUACUCCAAGAAUUAAUUAACUUUGUAUACCCAGAACUUUCAACACGAUCACAGGAUGCAAUGUAUUUAAUUAAGAGAGGAAUUCUUGCUCCACGGAAUAAUGAAGUUGAUACAUUGAAUACAGAAAUACUUGCCCAAUUUCCCGGAGAAGAAACAAUAUAUUACAGUGCAGAUGCAUUAAAUUAG
Acaulospora morrowiae is the source of this 444-nucleotide messenger RNA. NCBI's taxonomy places the organism in Eukaryota, Fungi, Glomeromycota, Glomeromycetes, Diversisporales, Acaulosporaceae. The record is from the annotation of a GenBank genome assembly.